Aspergillus ibericus CBS 121593 is the source of this 1251-nucleotide messenger RNA. RefSeq names its product aspartate aminotransferase. Bases 1 to 1251 code for a protein of 416 amino acids. NCBI's taxonomy places the organism in Eukaryota, Fungi, Ascomycota, Eurotiomycetes, Eurotiales, Aspergillaceae. The record is from RefSeq and is a predicted model, not a curated record. The transcript is spliced from 7 exons. Gene Ontology annotation, molecular function: pyridoxal phosphate binding; transaminase activity. Gene Ontology annotation, biological process: biosynthetic process; amino acid metabolic process.
AUGGAGCUGACUUCUGCAAGAGGCAGGGCAUUUGCAGCCCUGAAGCCCACCUUCCUCGACGUCUUGGGGGAUCUCUGGGAUCCGCAGUCCAAUCCUGAUGGGAUCGUGAAUCUUGGUCUGGCUGAAAAUACUCUCAUGCACGCGGAGAUGACAGAAUUCAUCAACACCAAACUCCAAAUUAACGCGCAUGCAUUGACAUACGGAGACGGAUUUAGUGGGUCGCAUCGACUCAAAAAGGCCCUCUGUCAGUUCAUAAACCGUGCUUUUAGCCCGUGGACUGCGCUCUGUCCCUCCGAUCUUGCCAUCACAUCGGGUGUGAGCAAUGCACUGGAGUGCUGUGCUUGGGCGCUGGCCGAUGCUGGUGACUACAUCCUUGUCGGACGGCCGUACUUUAAUGCAUUCAAAACUAUCUUUGGAACGCGGCCAGGGAUUGAACUACUUGAGGUCUCCUUCGGAACCACAGACCCGUUCAGCGUUGCCGCUAUUCACGAGUACGAACGGACAUAUGCGGAAGCAAAAGCCAAGGGUUUCCGGGUCAAGGCGCUAUUGUUAUGCUCGCCACAUAAUCCCCUCGGACGCUGCUACUCUGAAGAUAUCUUGCAGGAGUAUAUGAAGUUCUGUUCUAGAAAUAGACUUCAUUUGAUUAGUGAUGAAAUUUAUGCAUUGUCUGUCUGGGAGAAUCCACAGCUUCCUCAUGCACAGCAGUUCAGAUCGGUAUUAUCCAUGAAUAUCAAGGAGUUUAUGGAUCCAAGCAUGGUGCAUGUUGUUUGGGGUUUAAGCAAAGAUUUCGGUUCCACGGGCUUACGAAUUGGCUGUCUGAUUAGCCCAUCCAACAAGGUGUUGCUGGAAGCCGUGGAAGGCAUUUCUUUGUAUAAUUUCCCGUCCAGCGUCGCAGAUCAAAUCGCCUCAUCUCUCCUACUAGACGACAACUUCACAGAGAGCUACAUCGCAACUAAUCGGCAGCGUUUGGUAGAAAGCUAUCGAUUCGCAACAGACUUCCUCCAGACUCACAACAUUCCCUAUGUGGAGUGUAAUGCUGCCUUCUUCAUAUGGAUGAACCUGGGAGCUGUGGUGAAAGAUCGAACAGCUACUGACAAGGAUAUCCUUGCUAGGCUCCGAGAAGAGAAGGUAUACAUCGCACCGGGAACAGCUUAUGCUACUGAAGAAGCGGGGUGGUUCCGCAUGGUGUUUGCACAUCCUCCCCAUGUCUUAGAGGAAGGGCUGAGUAGGAUGGUUCGAGCUAUUCAAUGA